Betta splendens (Siamese fighting fish) is the source of this 3258-nucleotide messenger RNA. It is a transcript of the gene slc19a2, whose product is annotated as solute carrier family 19 member 2. Bases 71 to 1483 code for a protein of 470 amino acids. Lineage: Eukaryota; Metazoa; Chordata; Actinopteri; Anabantiformes; Osphronemidae. Gene Ontology annotation, molecular function: vitamin transmembrane transporter activity. Gene Ontology annotation, cellular component: plasma membrane. Gene Ontology annotation, biological process: transmembrane transport; vitamin transport. The record is from RefSeq and is a predicted model, not a curated record. The transcript is spliced from 6 exons.
CAUCAGCGGGCGGAAUGCUGUCAGAUGGUGCGCGCGUGGAGGUCGCGCAGUCUACGUCCGCGGCCCAAACAUGUCAGUUCUGUGCCCCACUCUCCUGCUGUGCGUCUACGGCUUCUUCUCCAACAUGCGUCCGUCGGAGCCGUUCCUCACCGCCUACCUGAUGGAACCGGACAAGAACCUGACGGAGACCCAGGUUGUCAAUCAAAUCUACCCCGUGUGGACGUACUCCUACCUGGUGUUGCUGUUCCCCGUCUUUCUGGCCACAGACUUCCUCCGUUAUAAGCCUGUGCUGGUCCUGCAGGCCACCAGCCUGGUAGUGACCUACGUGAUGCUGCUCAAGGCGCAGGGGCUGCUCGCCAUGCAGCUCCUGGAGUUUUUCUUCGGCCUGGCCACGGCGUCGGAGGUGGCCUACUACUCCUACAUCUACAGCGUCGUGGAUUCAUCACACUACCAGAGGGUGACGAGUUACUGCCGCAGCGUCACGCUUUUUGGAUCAGCCCUUGGAUGUCUGAUGGGUCAGCUCCUGCUUUCUGUGGCCAAAGUCCAGCUGGUCCACCUGGUCAUCAUCACUCUGGCAUCGGCCGCCGUGGCCUUUGUUGCUCCCUGGUUCCUACCCAUGCCCAAGAGGAGCUUGUUCUUCCACAAUAGUCGAGGUGCAGUGGGUGCGAGGCGGCACAGCAGCACCUCCUAUGUGGAGAAGGCGGAUGAGUCUGAGAGCAAAGUUCCUCUGAACAGCUCAGGCUUUUCUACAACAUCGAGGUCGCCUGAGACGGAAAGUGGUACACGUAGUCUUAUGGAGGUGUUGCGGCUGCUGUUUGAUGACUUCAAGAAGUGCUACCGGUGUCGCCCCCUGCUGGCCUGGUCGCUGUGGUGGGCUCUGGCCACCUGCGGCUACCUGCAGAUUGUCAACUACGCUCAACCUCUGUGGGAGAAGGUCCGUCCUUCCCAGGACUAUGAAAUCUACAAUGGUUACGUAGAGACUCUGUCCACGCUGCUAGGAGCUCUGGCCGCUCUGCUGGUGGGGUACCUGCCUGUGUCCUGGGCUUUGUGGGGGGAGCUGGCGCUUUUUGUCUUCUCACUGCUCAUGGCUGUGUGUGUGUUUGUCAUGGGCACACUGAACAAUAUCUGGCUGUGUUACAGCUCAUACAUCCUCUUUAGAGCCAUCUACAUGCUGCUCAUCACUGUGGCAACAUAUCAGAUUGCAGCCAAUCUGGACGUGCAGCGUUAUGCCUUGGUGUUUGGAGUGAACACUUUUGUGGCUCUGCUGCCUCAGAGUCUGCUCACUCUGGUGGUGGUGGACUCAGCAGGCCUCGGCCUCGAUGUCUUCACUCAGUUCUUCAUCUACAGCGGGUACUUUGCUUUCAUUUCCGUGGUCUUCCUCAUCGCUGGACUUUGGAAUCUGGCCUCUAGGAGGCGCUCUGAGGCCCUGGUCAACAACCCAUCUGAAUCGUCACACUCUCCUCCGAUCACUGAUAGCACGUAGUGAUAUUCAUUAGCUCCUCACACUAAAGGUGAGUGAGCACAGUGAGCUUCACAUGGUUUGCUUAUUCUGUAGAAUAAAUGUUAUACAGUAGAAGGUAUGCUUCAGACUCAGCAGGGAGCUACGUUUCAUAAGCAUAUUUUUCCCCAUUAUUGGGGACUGAAGACACAUUAUAUCAUUAUUACACCUAAUGUGUUUGACCUAAGCUGCAACUGGAAGGCUUCUCAAACCGAUGUGUUAAAAUCAUCUUCCGAAGACUUUUUUUCUUUUUACAACAGAAAGCACUUAAGAAGAACAUUCUUUAAACAAAACCCUGUGUUCACUGCGUCCACAACAGUGAAAAGAGGUUGAAAGGCUACUUCUAAAUGUAGAGUUGGGUCAUGGUUUAUUGUAGGUUCAAAUGUCCCUAAAUAUUCUAGCUUAAAAAAGUAAAUCUUCUCAUCUGUAAAAAUCAGUGUUUUGUUUAAACACUAUUUUAAAUGUGGUGACAUGAUGCCCUAAAUCUGCAGAAUCAGAUAUUUGUCUACCUGUCAUAAGUAAAUCACCAUGUGGCUUGAAGCAAGUGGGCUGGUGAGGCGUUUAGGUACUGUAGGUCAUCUGUUACUCGCUGUUCUCUAAAGACAGUCGGCCACUAGGCGAUGAUUCGUCUGUGGGCCUGUAUACAGUAGACAUUAGACAACAUUUUCCAGUCUUUAUAGCCAUUUACAAAUAUAAGAAUAAGGACAUUGUGUGAAUGUGCCCAAACUCAAGUGUUAUACACUACUGUACCAUUAAAGACACUGUACAAUAAACGAUCAACUUAAUAUGUAAAGAGCAGCACUGACUGGCCACGUUUUGGUGACCAGAGUUAAAUGGAUUUAUGUGACGCACAAUGUUACAAAUGGUCAGGAAUUCACUUCUGUCCAUUUACCCGCUAACUGAAGUUGAUGCCUUAAGCUUUGUGUGAAGUAAAUGCAGAGAAUGGCAGCUCAUUAGUGCCACUACUUCUGUGUUACUUUACUUUUACUAUUUCCUCCUGUGUGUACUGUAAUUGCUCUGCUGUUUCCUCAUGCAUUUGUUUAUGUGUUAGCAAUUCAUUAAUAAUGAAUAAUUGUGUCAGGAACAAGUGCCUAAAAGGGUCUGAAUACCUUUCUUAAAGUACUGAAGAAUGAGUUGUCAAAUCUCAAGCAAAGAACCAAACCAAAUAUCAAAACUGUAUGAAAUAACCCCUGGGUUUAUUCUAUACGCCUGCUGGUUGUAGAAUCUAUAGUUUUAGUAGGCUGAGUAAUUUCCUAUAACAGCUGCUCACUGACAUUUUUAACAGCCUUUACACCAAAUGAAAAGUAAUGCAUUAAUGCAUUAAGUUCAGUAUUUUUAGUGGUGGAUUCUUUUUUCAUGACGUGUUUUUUUUUAUUAGUUGCAGGACAACAGUGUAGAUCGAUGGCAGCAGAAAAGCUUUGAUUAUGCACACACUGCUGGAUUGUGAGGUCACAUUACUUGUGAUAGUCAUUUAAGUGUAGAAGUAGUGAGAAUUAUUGUUUUUUAUAAACCGAUCUUUUUUUGAAGGAAUUAAAAAAUAAUAGAUACACUAUGUAGCUGCAGUGAAAAACCUUAAACUAAUGUUCGUCUUUUUUUUUAUCAACCAAAUAUUAUAAAUAUACAGAACUUUUACUUCUCAACAUUAAUCCAUGUACUGUACAUGUUUCUGUAUUCAGGUAGGAACUGUGGCAGGUUCUGGUUUUAUUAGUGUCAUAAAGUUCACAUGUCCGUGUUUUGAAAUAAAGUUAAUGUUAAAGAUU